Messenger RNA from [Candida] anglica, 1839 nucleotides. NCBI's taxonomy places the organism in Eukaryota, Fungi, Ascomycota, Pichiomycetes, Serinales, Debaryomycetaceae. The record is from the annotation of a GenBank genome assembly.
AUGUCUUUAUCAAGUAGUGAGCUCAACUACUUGGUGUGGCGAUAUCUUCAGGAGUCGGGCCAUGACCUAGCGGCAUAUGCGCUUGAAAAGCAUUCGAAAUGUCUGUCUUAUGAGCACAACAAGAAUUUGGAUAUUAUCAAACGAAUAGAACCUGGUUGUUUGGUUGAAUUGGUUCAAAAGGGAAUACUUUACUCCUUAUCCGAGAGAGCACUGAAGAACGUAACAAAGGGACUGGGACAAGAAGAACAAGAGCAGGAAAGCCCUCUAGGUUCGGUGCUAACGUUCUUUGGCGCUGUACUUCUGAAUGAAAGUGAGAAGUUGGAAAGAGAAUUAAUAAAGGAAAAUGUUAAUGAGAGUGCUGCCACAACCAAAUCAAAGCAAGUUGGGGAUGAUGAAGAUGUGGAUAUGGUGGAUGCUGACGAUACAAAUGUAGAGUCUCUGAAUAAGAAUGGUACUUCCACUUCUACCAAUAAUAAUAAUAAUAAUAAUAACAAGAAUGAAGUCAAAUCUGAAUCUCCAUCAAGUUCUUUACCACCUCAUAAGUUUACCACCAGGGAGAUUUCUCCAAGCAUAUCAUUCCCCGAGCUGAUUACUUCACAUUGGCAUCCAAAAUCCGAGGUCUUUGCCUAUGGGAAGGAGGAUUCCACCGCCGUAAUCGUGGCUUUACUGGACCAUCUGAUUGCAGAGUCUGUCACACUCAGACAUCCUACCCUUACAGGUGAUGUAUUAAACGAAAUUAACAUUGUAUCCUGGGCUCCAGCCGGGAAUGUAAUAAUUACUAAUUCCAUCAAUGGAGAGUUGAGAGCUUGGUCACCAGAUGGAAAAUUGAAAAACAUCGCCAAUACUGCAACCCUAGCCUCUGAUGAUGAAUUACAACCCUCUGCUUCUACGAUGAUUUCUAGUCUUCUUUGGAGCGAGUCUGGACUGUUUCUUCUUUCUAUAGAUAUUAACAACCAUGUUUGUCUUUGGGAUGGAUCCAACCUUCAAUUGGUGCAACAGAUUGCAGCAGAACCGUUACCUGGUCAAUCUACAGCAACCAUUAUUCCAACAGUUGCUUGCUGGUUAGAUGACAAUAGAUUUGCUCUUUCAACAAUGAAACAUGGCAUCAAAAUCUUUGGAAUCUCUUCCAGUGGCUCACCAGGUCUCUCUCCAUAUGGAGUACAACAACAGAACAUUCCAGCCAAGCCACUAGGACUCCUUUCUGGCCAUGAACAUACAAUCUCAAUCCUUCAAUUCAAUCAUAUAUCAAAACUUUUGGCAUCUUGUUCAGAUUUUGAUUACAACAUCAAGAUUUGGCAGAGUAAUCUGCUUCAACAUUCUUUGGAACUCAAUGUUGAGGCUCUGGAGGAUUAUACGUUACAUGCGGCUCCUAUAGUAACAUUGGAGUGGAUAGAUAAGUAUAUACUAUUAAGUGUUUCUAUGGAUGGAGUGGUGAACAUUUGGAAUGUGAAGGGAGGUGAAGCACAAAUAUUAAUCAGUGCCAAUGUUUCGGCUGCUGGUCCUGAAAGUUUCCAAUAUGAAGGCAAGACACCUGAAGAUACUGAUGAAAAGGAAUUGCAAUCAAAGGGUAUUUCAAUUUUCAAUGCCACUGUUUCUUUGAACCGCAAAUGGCUUGUGCUUGGUGAUGAUUCAGGUAGGGUAUCCGUUUGGGAUAUUUCACUUGAUCAUUAUCCACAAGGCAGAUCAAAGUGGUUGUACUGUGUGGGAGAAUAUAAGCUUGCUGAUGAUGUAGCAUCAACGUCAGAAAGAGGAAUAUGCGACAUAACGUGGAGUAAACGAUCGAAUAAGGUUUGUGUUUCGUACAAGGGCCAUGACAGUAUAGUGUUUGAUUGGGAGUGA